AUGGCCGACGCGGAGCCUGUUAUGAGUGGCGCGAAGGAAAGUGUCGUGGCGGCUAAGGUCCUACCCAUUGCGGGAGAUGCUACAGUAGCAUCAACAGCAACGACAGCAACGACAGCAGCGACAGAGACGACUGGUGCCGAGACGGGGGAGGAGGAUGAAACAGCGACUGUCAGCGGUGUUGCAGGCGAGGGCGUGGCUGCGACGGAAAACAAAGACAAACAGAAGGAGACAGCCGAGCCCGAGGCGUCUUCCUCUGCAGUCGCUGCGACCACGGACGGACUUGUGCAGCCGGCGGUGGCGGCAGUAACACGGAAUCGUGGAGAUUCAUUGUCGAUCGGGGCUCCGGAUGAUGGAACAAUCUCAGGAGCGGCGGUGGACGACACUGUGGUGUGCAACAUCACGCUGUUGCUGCCAACGGGUGCGAGACAUCCUUACCGCAUCGAUGAGAAGUACCUGGCCAAGCGAAACGUCGACGUUCCUGGUGUGACGGAGUCUGGGAAGAAGGACCCGUUCAGUGUAUCUGUCUACAAGCUGAAAGAACUGAUUCUUCGCGAAUGGCGUGAUGAGUGGGAGGGCAAGCCAGCUAGCCCCAGCAGCAUCCGCUUGAUCCACUUUGGCAAGCUUCUCGACGACAAGGAGCAGCUGACGACAUACCACUUUAGUGCAGAGGCGCCCAACGUCGUCCACAUGUCGGUCAAGCCGGCCGAGCUGGUGGACGAUGACGAGACCACGAAGAACAAUACCAACGGCAGGGUAUUGCGCAGCCGGGAAGGCGGUGCUGGCUGCUGUGUGAUUUUAUAG
Molecule: messenger RNA, 801 nt
Organism: Grosmannia clavigera kw1407
Lineage: Eukaryota; Fungi; Ascomycota; Sordariomycetes; Ophiostomatales; Ophiostomataceae
Exons: 2
Coding region: 1-801 (266 amino acids)
Source: RefSeq, a predicted model, not a curated record